Molecule: messenger RNA, 6420 nt
Organism: Cadophora gregata
Lineage: Eukaryota; Fungi; Ascomycota; Leotiomycetes; Helotiales; Ploettnerulaceae
Gene: GLT1
Product: glutamate synthase [NADH]
Exons: 7
Coding region: 1-6420 (2139 amino acids)
Molecular function (GO): iron ion binding; flavin adenine dinucleotide binding; glutamate synthase (NADH) activity
Source: RefSeq, a predicted model, not a curated record
AUGGCAAAAGUCGACGAUUUCAACGACAGACAAACCCAGAUUGACGCGGAAAACGAACCGUACCAUCAAUAUGAGUACCAGACAGAGGAGAAUGAAUCGUGGGCAGGAGCUCUGCCGGUGAAGCAGGGAUUGUAUGAUCCAGGACUGGAGAAAGAUGCUUGUGGUGUCGGGUUUGCCUGUCACAUAAAGGGCAAGGCGAGCCACAAGAUUGUCAGCGAUGCGCGGAAUUUGUUGUGUAACAUGACCCAUCGUGGUGCAGUGGGAUCAGAUGCGCGAGAUGGAGAUGGAGCAGGUGUCAUGACUUCGAUUCCCCACAAAUUCUUCAUUAAGAAUUUCGAACGCGAAACGGAUAUCAAGCUUCCUCCUUUGGGGCAAUACGCUGUGGGAAAUCUUUUCUUCAAACCAGACGAGGAGACGUUGCAUGAAUCAAAGAGACAAUUGGAGGAGAUCUCAGAGUCACUGGGGUUGAGGGUAUUGGGAUGGCGAGAGCCUCCUAAAGAUUCUACUCUUCUUGGUCCCGCUGCUGCUUCUCGUGAGCCUAUCAUUUUGCAGCCGUUCGUUGUGCUAGCAUCUGCAUAUGGUUAUGGCAAUUCGCCAGAGACCACCGACCCUGAUCAUUUUGAUGAGAAAUACUUCGAAAGACAACUUUACGUGCUCCGAAAGCGUGCGACCCAUACCAUUGGUCUGCACAACUGGUUCUAUUUGUGCUCAUUGUCUAACAAGAAUAUUGUUUACAAGGGCCAACUUGCGCCUGUGCAAGUUUACCAGUACUACUAUGAUCUGGUUAAUGCCGAUUACGAAGCCCAUUUCGCUCUCGUGCAUUCUCGUUUUUCUACCAACACGUUCCCAUCUUGGGAUCGUGCUCAGCCAUUGAGAUGGGCUGCUCACAAUGGUGAAAUUAAUACAUUGCGAGGGAAUAAGAACUGGAUGCGAGCUCGCGAGGGUGUCAUGCAGUCAGAUAUUUUUGGUGACGAGCUUGAAUCGCUCUACCCAAUCGUUGAAGACGGUGGCUCUGAUUCAGCCGCUUUUGACAACGUUCUCGAAUUGUUGACCGUCAACGGCGUUCUCUCCCUUCCAGAAGCUGUCAUGCUUAUGGUCCCAGAAGCCUGGGAGGACAACUCCGCAAUGGAUCCUGCCAAGGCUGCUUUUUACGAAUGGGCAGCUUGCCAGAUGGAGCCAUGGGAUGGACCCGCUCUCUUCACAUUCGCAGAUGGAAGAUACUGCGGUGCAAACCUGGACAGAAAUGGUCUUCGCCCUUGCAGAUACUAUGUGAUGGACGAUGAUAGGAUUAUCUGUGCCUCAGAAGUCGGUACUAUUCACGUGGAUCCCGAGCGUGUAAUCCUCAAGGGUCGACUGCAGCCUGGAAAAAUGUUGCUCGUCGAUACUCUUGCUGGACGUAUCAUUGACGACAGUGAACUCAAGAGCACCGUCUCUACGCGCCACGACUUCAGAGCAUGGCUGCAAAAGGAAUUGUUGAACCUACCGAAGGUUCAUGAAGACCUCGUCAAGAACGGCUCGGUCGACUUGGCCCCAAAGCCAGAUGCUUCUACAAUUCAGGAAGACCCUAUGCUGAGAGCAUUCGGGUACUCCUUCGAGCAAGUUAGUUUGCUCCUAGGUCCCAUGGCUUCCGACGAAAAGGAAGCACUCGGUUCCAUGGGUAACGAUGCUCCACUUGCCUGCCUUGCACAAGCUCCUCGCCUGCUGUACGAGUAUUUCCGCCAACUCUUCGCCCAAGUCACCAACCCUCCGAUCGAUCCCAUUCGUGAGGCUAUUGUCAUGUCGCUGCAAUGCUAUGUUGGACCCCAAGGCAACUUGCUCGAGAUGGACUCUUCUCAGUGCGGUAGACUACUUCUUCCCACUCCCGUUCUCUCGAUACCCGAGUUCAAUGCACUCAAAAACAUCAACAAGUUGAACUCUGGAUGGACCGUCAAAGUUAUUGACUUGACGUUCCCCAAGUCUGAGGGAGUUGAGGGUUACAUCAGGCACCUGGACGAAAUUUGCGAGCAAGCUACCGCAGCAAUCAAUAACAAGGACCGGAUUAUCAUUCUCUCUGAUCGUGCCACAUCUGCCGAUCGUGUUCCAGUCUCUGCACUCCUCGCAUCUGGAAUGGUACACCACCACUUGGUUAAUAACAAGUGGAGAUCUCUUGCUGCGCUCGUCGUCGAGACCGCCGAAGCACGUGAGGUCCACCACAUGUGUGUCCUCGUUGGUUACGGCGCUGACGCCAUCAAUCCAUACCUGGCCAUGGAGUGUAUCAUCAAGCUGAACCGUGAGGGUCUUAUCCGAAAGAAACUCACCGACGAUGAACUUAUUCGCAACUACAAGUACUCUGCCGAUGGUGGUAUCCUAAAGGUCAUGAGUAAAAUGGGCAUCUCCACCUUGGCAAGUUAUAAGGGUGCGCAGAUUUUCGAGGCACUCGGUGUAGAUGACACUGUUGUUGACCGCUGCUUCAAGGGAACGGCCACCCGAAUCAAGGGUAUCACGUUUGAGCUCAUAGCUGAGGACGCGUUCAGAUUUCAUGAGAAGGGUUUCCCAUCCCGAUAUACAGUCAGUGUUCCAGGUCUUGUCGAGUCAGGCGAGUACCAUUGGCGCGAUGGUGGAGAGCCUCACAUCAACGACCCGACCUCCAUCGCCAACAUCCAAGAUGCAGUCCGCACAAAGAACGACAAGUCCUACGAGGCGUACUCACUUUCCGAAUACGAGCAGAUCAAGUCUUGUACCCUUCGAGGUCUUCUUGACUUCAAAUUUGACGAGUGCGCUCCAGUACCCAUUGAUCAAGUCGAGCCAUGGACAGAAAUCGUGCGAAGAUUCUGCACAGGUGCCAUGUCCUAUGGAUCCAUUUCCAUGGAGUCACACUCUACCCUUGCUGUUGCCAUGAACCGUCUUGGCGGAAAGUCCAACACUGGAGAAGGUGGUGAAGACCCAGAGCGGUCCGAGAGAAUGCCGAACGGCGAUACCAUGCGCUCUGCUAUUAAGCAAGUCGCUUCCGGACGAUUCGGCGUUACUUCCAACUACCUCGCCGAUUCCGAUGAGCUUCAGAUCAAGAUGGCACAAGGUGCCAAGCCUGGAGAAGGUGGUGAGCUUCCCGGCCAUAAGGUGUCGAAGUCCAUUGCUCGCACUCGUCACUCUACCCCUGGUGUCGGUCUCAUUUCCCCACCUCCACAUCACGACAUUUAUAGUAUCGAAGAUUUGAAGCAAUUGAUCUAUGAUCUGAAGUGCUCUAACCCUCGUGCUCGAGUAUCCGUCAAGCUUGUUUCCGAAACUGGUGUUGGAAUUGUCGCUUCUGGUGUCGCUAAGGCAAAGGCUGAUCACAUUUUGAUCUCGGGUCACGAUGGCGGAACUGGUGCCUCUCGCUGGACCGGUAUCAAGUAUGCUGGGCUUCCGUGGGAGCUUGGUCUUGCUGAGACACAUCAGACUUUGGUGUUGAACGACCUACGUGGUCGUGUUGUUGUCCAGACCGAUGGUCAACUCCGUACUGGACGUGAUGUCGCCAUUGCUUGUUUGCUUGGUGCCGAAGAGUGGGGCUUUGCUACCACUCCCCUCAUCGCCAUGGGAUGUAUCAUGAUGAGAAAAUGCCACCUGAACACCUGCCCUGUGGGUAUCGCCACCCAAGAUCCUGAGCUCCGAAAGAAGUUCAAGGGUACCCCGGAGCAUGUCAUCAACUUCUUUUACUACAUUGCAAACGAAUUGCGAGCCAUCAUGGCCAAGCUUGGCUUCAGAACCAUUAACGAGAUGGUUGGACACGCUGAGAAGCUGAGAGUUCGUGAGGAUCUCCGCACACCAAAGACUCAGAACAUCGACUUGUCCUUGAUUCUUACCCCCGCUCACAAGUUGCGACCUGGUGUUGCCACAUUCAAUGUCCGCAAGCAGGAUCAUCGCCUCUAUGUCAGACUUGACAAUAAACUGAUCUCUGAGGCCGAAUUGACACUCGAUAAAGGACUUCCGUCUCGAAUUGAGUGCGAUGUUGUCAACACUGAUCGUGCCAUGGGUACUUCCCUGUCCUAUCAAAUCUCCAAGCGUUAUGGAGAAGAUGGUCUGCCUAUGGACACUGUCCAUGUCAACAUCAAGGGUUCUGCCGGCCAGUCCUUCGGUGCAUUCCUUGCACCAGGUGUUACCCUGGAGCUGGAGGGAGACUCAAACGAUUAUGUCGGCAAGGGACUUUCGGGAGGACGCCUCAUCAUCUACCCGCCCCGCGCUGCUGUGUUCAAAGCUGAGGAGAACGUCCUCAUCGGCAACGUCUGUCUGUAUGGUGCUACCAGUGGAACUUGUUUCUUCCGUGGUGUUGCUGCAGAGCGUUUUGCAGUCCGUAACUCCGGUGCUAUAGCUGUUGUUGAAGGUGUUGGUGACCACGGAUGCGAAUACAUGACUGGAGGUCGUGUGCUCAUUCUUGGAAGCACUGGUCGCAACUUUGCUGCUGGUAUGUCCGGUGGAAUCGCUUACAUUCUUGAUAUCCAACAAGACUUCAUGUCCAAGCUCAACCCUGAGAUGGUUGAGGCUUCAGGAAUCGAUGAUCCUGCCGAAAUCGCCUACGUUCGCGGCUUGAUCGAGGAUCACCACCAUUAUACCGGUUCUGAGCUCGCUGCCCGUAUCCUUCUCGACUUCAACCGAGCACUUCCUCGCUUCGUAAAGGUUCUUCCAGUCGAUUACAAGCGAGUUCUUGCUGAAGAGGCUGCCAAGGCUGCCGAAGCCAAGCGUGCAGAGUUCCAGAUGCCAAAUAUUCCCGGUCUGCCUGUCCGUGAACACGAGAAGAACAUGAAGGAGAAGGCCAAGCACGAGAAGUCCAGCCUUCAAGAUAUCGAGGAGACCGUUGGUGAUGCAGCGGUGGAGAAGAAGAGAUCUCUUGUCUUGGAUAAGACGAAGGGUUUCAUGAAGUACCAGCGUCGCUCUGAGAAGUACCGCUCAGCCAAGACCAGAACUCGCGAUUGGGCCGAGUUGUCCAAGCGUCUCGACGAAGAUGAGCUCAAAUACCAAGCUGCUCGCUGCAUGGACUGCGGUGUUCCUUUCUGUCAGUCUGACUCUGGCUGCCCAAUCUCCAACAUUAUCCCCAAAUGGAACGAGUUGGUUUUUCAAAAUCAGUGGAGAGAUGCUCUCAACCGUCUUAUCAUGACAAAUAACUUCCCCGAAUUCACUGGACGUGUUUGUCCGGCUCCUUGUGAAGGCGCCUGCGUCCUCGGUAUCAACGAAGACCCUGUCGGUAUCAAGUCUAUCGAGUGUGCGAUCAUUGAUCGAGGCUUCGACAUGGGAUGGAUGGUUCCUCAGCCACCAAAGGUCCGCACCGGCAAGACUGUUGCUAUUAUUGGAUCUGGACCAGCUGGUCUCGCUUGCGCUGAUCAACUCAACAAAGCCGGCCACACGGUUACUCUCUACGAGCGAGCUGAUCGUCUUGGUGGGCUUCUCAUGUACGGCAUUCCCAAUAUGAAGCUUGACAAGAAGAUUGUCAAGCGCCGUACCGAUUUCAUGGCUGCUGAAGGUGUCGUAUUCAAGACAGGAGUCGCCAUCGGAGACCAGAUCACCCUCAGCGACCUUAAGGCUGAGAAUGACGCGGUGGUCAUUGCUACUGGUGCCACAGUUGCUCGUGAUCUUCCCAUCAAAAACCGAAAUCUCGAGGGUAUCCACUUCGCCAUGCAGUUCCUCCAUAAGAACACGAAGUCUCUUCUCGACUCUGAGCUUCAAGAUGGCGAGUAUAUCUCAGCCAAGGGAAAGAAUGUUGUGGUCAUUGGUGGUGGUGAUACUGGAAAUGACUGUAUCGGUACUUCCGUCCGUCAUGGUGCUAAGUCAGUUACCAACUUCGAGUUGCUGCCACAGCCACCUAACGAGCGCGCUCGUGACAACCCAUGGCCACAAUGGCCCAGAAUUUACCGUGUAGAUUACGGCCAUACUGAGGUCAAGCAACACAUGGGCCACGAUCCUCGUGAAUUCUGUGUCAUGUCAGAGGACUUUGUCGAUGAUGGCGAAGGUAAGGUUAAGGGCAUCAAUACCAUUCGGGUUGAGUGGACCAAGUCUGCAACUGGCGGAUGGGACAUGAAAAAGAUUGAGGGCUCGCAACAAUUCUUCCCUGCCGAGCUUGUUCUUCUGUCCAUGGGCUUUUUGGGUCCCGAGGACCGUGUUCUUGGUGAUGAAGUCGAGAAAGAUGCUCGCAAGAACGUCAAGACUCCGCCUGGCAAGUACCAUACCAACGUGGAAGGUGUCUUUGCUGCCGGUGAUUGCCGUCGUGGACAGUCCCUCAUUGUUUGGGGCAUCAACGAAGGUCGUCAAUCUGCACGCGAGGUCGAUCUCUACCUGGAAGGUUCCACCAGUCUUCCUGUCACUGGGGGUAUCGUCAAGCGAACGGCGCAGGAGAUUUUUGGCAAAGACCAUGCAAAGGAGGUCCAAGGUCGCGCUGAGCGUGCACCUACUCAGGUUACUGCAGCAGCAUCUUAA